AUGGGACACAACGCGUACAAGGAAGAAGAUCAGCAAUGGCAAAAUACAGGACAAAGCAGACCAAAAACUACAACCUGCAUAUUCUGCGACGCCACGGAUCACAGAGUCGACUGCAGGAUUUACGACACCAUAGAUAAAAGGCGCAGACUUAUGCAAGAAAAGCUGCUAUGCCUCAACUGUGGGGGAAACGACCACUACGCAAGAAAUUGUAUUAAAGGAAGAUGCAAUAUUUGUCAAGGAAUGAAGCACCACUUUACCCUUUGCCCAAAACGCUUCGCAAGGAUGGAAGUACAAGAGAGACCAGAAGGAAAUAACAACGGACAGCAAACAUUACGGCAAGCACCAUCACAGGCGCCAAAGGCCGACGGAAUGAAGCAGCAAAAGAGCAAAAAUCAGCAACAUCCAUUCAAGGCAACAGUCGCAAAAGGAUUAGACAUUGCCGAAGGAGGGGAAGAACCUAGAACUGGAUUAGACAUCGCCGAAGGAGGAGAAGAACCUACAAGUAUCUUUCACAUGGAAAAGAGGAGUGCCUUUAGUGGAGAAGGGCCGGUACUACUCCUCACUGGUUGUGCAAAGAUAUAUAACUUAGUUGACAGAGAAUGGACCGAGGUCGAGAAACGAGCAGACGGCUGCUAUGUACGUCUACCAUUCAAAGAAUCACAUCCACCGCUGCCGACUAACAAAGCUAUUGCAACGAAACGCCUGGUUAACAUAUUGCAGUCCUUAAAGUCAAAAUCAGAUCUUUUGGAGAAGUAUGAUGACAUUAUAAAGGAUCAGUUUCAUAAAAACAUCAUAGAAGAGGUCAUAAGCAAUUCAAUUGACGAAGGAAAACGCAUACAUUAUAUUCCUCAUCAGCCGGUUAUCACACCACAAAAGGAAACAACGAAGUUACGUAUAGUGUUUGACGCUUCAUCGCACUUCAAAAAUAGUCCAUCGUUAAACGACGUUCUCUAUCAAGGACCAUCCAUACUACCGAAAUUAUAUGAGAUGCUGAUACGUUUUCGCACGGCAAAAUACGUAGCAACAGCAGAUGUUGAAAAGGCACUUCUUCAAGUUCACCUCAAAGAACGGGACAGAGAUGUCACAAGAUUUUUGUGGGUCCGCGAUAUUAACGUACCACCUAAAGAAAAUAACGUUAUCAACCUACCGUUUUACAAGAAUGACGUUUGGAUUGAAUGUGUCUCCCUAUCUCUUAGCAGGAACCAUUCGCUACCAGGUGCAGAACUAUGUAUCAGACGAUGA
Molecule: messenger RNA, 1242 nt
Organism: Cylicocyclus nassatus
Lineage: Eukaryota; Metazoa; Nematoda; Chromadorea; Rhabditida; Strongylidae
Source: the annotation of a GenBank genome assembly